Messenger RNA from Malus domestica (apple), 1622 nucleotides. RefSeq names its product phenolic glucoside malonyltransferase 1-like. NCBI's taxonomy places the organism in Eukaryota, Viridiplantae, Streptophyta, Magnoliopsida, Rosales, Rosaceae. The record is from RefSeq and is a predicted model, not a curated record.
GUUGUAUUAUUUAUUUUUGUUUCCUCUCUUAGCUCUGCACUAAAGCUUCUUCCAUAUCUCCAAUGGCAGAACCAAGCUCAAUCAAAGUGGUUGAGGUUUGCAAGGCAGCCCCAAAUCCAAGCUCACCGGAUGAUCAGUCUCUUCCUCUAACCUUCUUUGAUAUCUUGUGGCUAAGGUUUCCACCAAUUCAACGCGUUUUCUUCUUCGAAAUACCUUCAUUCAACACAUCACUCUUCUUUGAUUCCAUACUUCCGAAGCUCAAAACCUCGCUCUCCGUCACCCUCCAACACUUUGUACCUCUAGCAGGAAAUCUCACCUGGCCUCAAGACUCUCCUCCCAUUAUCAAUUAUGUCAAAGGCAACGCCGUUUCGCUCACAAUAGCUGAGUCUAAUGCUGAUUUUUACCAUCUAGUUUCAAGCAACAGCUUUAGCGUUGAGGCCAAAGAAUACCAUCCUCUUAUACCCCACUUGGCGGUGUCUCAUGACCAAGCUGAAGUGCUAGCAUUGCAAAUCACCGCCUUUCCCACCGGCGGUUUUUCCAUUGGAUCAGCUGUGCACCAUGCUGUCCUUGACGGCAAGACUUCAACCAUGUUUAUGAAAUCAUGGGCUCAUAUAUGCAAACAUGGAGGACAAGGACUGUCUUCGCCGUUGUUGCCAAGUUAUGACAGAAUGGCCAUCAAAGACCCGGCAGGGCUCCACGCAAUCCUCUCGAAGGACUGGUUAAGAUACAGUGGCUCCAACAAUAGAACCUUAAUGUCUUUAGGGUUUACAGGUGCAGGAAGCUUGAUUCGAGGUAGCUUCGAAAUCACACGUGCCAAAAUAGAAUUCCUAAGACAAUCAGUGAUGUCUAUGAUGGCAAAGGAGAAGCAACAAGCUGGUCAUUCAGUACAACUUCAUUUGUCAACGUUUUCGCUAACGUGUGCCUAUACAUGGGUUUGCUUAGUGAAGGCUGAGGAGAUCAAAACAAAGAAAGUACUUUUCAUCUUUAACGUGGACUGUAGGUCUCGCUUAGACCCUCCUUUACCGGCAACAUAUUUUGGGAAUUGCAUUGCAGCCCGUGGUGUAAUUGCAGAAACAGACGACCUGGUGGGAGAAGAUGGGUUGUUCGUGGCCUUAACUGCGGUUAGUACACCUAUAAAAAGGUUGGACACUGACGGUGUUUUGAACGGGAUGGAGACUUGGAUACCACGCAUGUUCGAUGCAGAGACUAGUACUGAUAGAUUAUUUUCUGUUGCUGGUUCGCCUAGGUUUGAGCUAUAUGAUGCAGCUGAUUUUGGAUGGGGAAGACCAAGGACAAUUGAAUUCGUUUCGAUAGAUAGGACUGGAGCGAUCUCUCUUUCAGAUAGCAAGAACGGUGGAGGAGGUGUUGAGAUUGGUUUGGCUUUGAAAAAACAUUCUAUGGAGGCUUUUGCUUCUCUAUUUGCUGAAGGACUUGAACAACUUUGACUUUUUUUUUUUUUUUUCCCUUUAUGUAUUUUGCUCUUAAUAAUUUGAUCUGAGGAAGAUGGUCAGUUGUGUUUAUGAUGCAUCUUUAUCUGUUUGAUUUGGAUUCUGUAUAAAUUUUCAUGGAAUGAACUUAUAUGAGAUUUGAGUGCAACUCAUGUUCAUCAUAUUUUUCAUUUA